Pocillopora meandrina is the source of this 8659-nucleotide messenger RNA. The record is from the annotation of a GenBank genome assembly. NCBI's taxonomy places the organism in Eukaryota, Metazoa, Cnidaria, Anthozoa, Scleractinia, Pocilloporidae.
UCAGAGAGCGUUGGUCAACUGACAUUUUCGCCCCUGAAGCCCAGAGAUGAUGAUGCCUUUUCCGUGACUCAGAAAAAAGACAGCUUUAAACCAUUUCAAGGAGCUGGUAUACAGUUAUUUGCUGAGACAAGUGAAGACGUCGAAGGUCAAGAUGACGAUAAACUUCACUUUGAGCCAGUCAUUGCUCUUCCAGAUGAAAUUCAAAUUGUGACAGGUGAAGAAGGUUUAGAUGUGCUGUUCUGCGAGCGAGCCAAGCUGUACCGUUUUGACAGUGAUUCUAGUCAAUGGAAAGAACGAGGGGUCGGAGAAAUGAAGCUCUUACGGCAUCCAAAGUCUUGUCAAGGAAGAGUGCUCAUGAGACGGGAGCAGAUAAAAAAGUUGUGUGCCAAUCAUUACAUCAGUGCUGGGAUGGAGCUCAAACCCAAUGUUGGAUCAGAUCGUUCUUGGGUGUGGUACACUCCAGCCGAUUAUGCCGAGGGUGAGGCGAAACCAAAGAGGCUCGCGAUCAAGUUUAAGUCUGCAGAAAUUGCUGGAAAGUUUAAGGAGGUAUUUGAUGACCUCAGAGAGACAUUACCCUCAGAAACUAGCCCUGAAAAGGAAGUAACUGGUGAUGAACAAGAGACUGGCUGUGCUCUUUUUAAGCAAUUUAUGUCGAGAUUUGCUCCUGCGCCAGGCUCGUGGACAUGUGAAGUGUGCGACGUUGACAACGAUGCCGAACAUUUGCAAUGUAAUGCAUGUAAUUCUGUUAAGACUGCAAGAGAACCUCAGAGAACUGUUUCCAUAGCAAAGGAAGAAAAUUUGAAACCCUCAGGACCAAUGUCGAAUGAUGCAGUCCCUCAAUCAGAACCAGCAAACACCGCUCAAGACGUCAAAAAGGAGUCUUGUCAAGUUGCAUCUAUUUUCCAAUCACCCGGUAGCUCGGCACUGGCUUGCUCGAAGCUUUUUACCAUUGGACGGGGAGAUCCAAAUAAAGAAAAAGAAGAUAAAAUUUACCUGUCUCCAAUCAAGACAUCUUCUCCCAGUCAGCAAGGAAUUAUCUUGCCGCAAAAGCCCUCAACGUCUCCCGGACAGAGUUACUUACCCAGUAGUCUUCCGUUUGGCUCAACAACACCUGUGAAGUUCACUUUCAGUUUGACAGUUUCACCUGGGUCUCCAUCUCGCAAACCCAAAUCACCAUCAUCGCCUGCGACACCGUCAUCUCCUGAGAGUCCUAGCAGUGGAGAAGAUGAUGGCCCGUACUUUGAGCCACUGAUACCACUUCCUGAUAAGGUGGAAUGCCGAACAGGAGAAGAAGGCCAAGAGGUACUUUUUUGUGAACGUUGCAAAUUGUUUAGGUAUGACGGAGGUGCAUCGCAGUGGAAAGAAAGAGGUGUUGGUGAGAUCAAGAUACUUCGUGACUCAAACUCUAAUAAAAACAGGAUUUUAAUGAGGCGUGAACAUGUCUUAAAACUCUGCGCUAAUCACAUGAUUUUAACGGAUAUGGUGCUGAAGCCUUUCUCAAACUCUGACAAGGCAUGGCUGUGGACAACGCUUGCAGAUUUCUCGGAAGAAGAAGCCACAGCAGAGACUUUAGCUGCGAGGUUUAGAACUAGUGAGGUUGCUGCUAAAUUCAAAGAAACCUUCGACAUUGGUACACAGGCGGCUGCAUCAAAACCAGAGAAGGGUCCAUCCUUAUCAAAACCAGAGAGCAAGCCUCCGGACUCAAGAACAUCAGAGAAACCUGAAGAAGAUGUCAUGAUAAUAUUCGAGAAAGUAGUAACGGCUGAUCUAAAGGAGAAAGCCAAAAGGCUUCAAUUGCCAAGUAACUUCUUCGGAUAUGAGUGUUCGGCGCUUGAAGUCAGCUCUGAUCUGACGGAAACUGAUGCGAGGUGAGUAACCCUAUACUGGUGAAGUGGAAUUGAUAUAGUUAUGCAGCAUCGAUAUCUCGAUCUUUCCAAGGUACGUUAAUGUAUAUAUGUCUGAACUUCAUAUAACACACUGCGAUAUUGAAUUAACAGGAAGUCAGACCAGCCGACAAGUGAUCCCAUUCCCGAGGGAAGUUCCACCACGACUUCAAACAAGACAGGCUUUCUUUUUGGCUCUGCAAGUGUGUCGUCUUUGACCUUUCAAUCCAUGGUUGCAUCUUCACUGGGAAGCAGUCCUUUUGGACAGAAGACGCAAGGUACGUUUGCUGGUUUUUCAGGAGCUGGGUCACAGGUGUUUGCCUCCCAAAAUGCAGACGAAGAUGACGAAGCAGUGGAUGGUAACCAUGAUGGACCACACUUUGAGCCAAUUAUUCCUCUUCCUGAAAAGAUCGAUGUUAAAACUGGUGAAGAAGAUGAAGAGGUAAUUUUUUCUCAUCGAACCAAGCUUUAUCGUUUUGCUGCUGAGGACAAGCAGUGGAAGGAGCGAGGAGUUGGGGAUAUAAAGCUUCUGAAAAAUAGACAAAGUGGAAAGAUGAGAGUUCUGAUGCGGCAGGAUCAGGUGCUUAAAAUAUGCGCAAAUCACCAGAUAACCGCUGAAAUGAAACUACAGCCGAACGCAGGUUCAGAUAGAUCGUGGGUGUGGAGCACAAUGGCAGAUUUUUCAGAGGGCGAAUGUAAAGCUGAACAACUUGCUGUGAGAUUUAAAUCAGAAGACACCGCCAAGCUGUUCAAGGAGAAGUUUGACGAAUGUCAGGGAAUGCUGAGGAACCAAACACCAGUGAAGCUUCAAGUAACACCCAAAACUACAGAUGCCAAAGAGGAUCUCGUGACCAAGUUUAAACCAGCUGAGGGAUCAUGGGAAUGUAGCGACUGUAUGGUAAACAACGAUAGUGAUAAAGUGCAGUGUUCAGCUUGUGGAAAUGUAAAACCAGGAGCAGAACCAAGUCAAGGCCAAAAUAAAGAAGCUAAUGCGUCGUUUUCAUUUGGUGGCUCUAGUCUUUCAUCCUCUGGUGGAGGCUUUAUGUUUGGCUCUGGAGGUUCAAGUCAAGAGGGUGAUACCAAACCAGUUUUCACUUUUGGUAGUUCGAACCAAAAAUCAAAUCCAAGCUCAGGAUUUCCAUUCACCUUUGGCUCCUUAAAACAAGCAGGACCUGGAAGUGAACAGCAGACAGAGGACACCAAUGGCCAUCUUUCUUUAUUUAAUGAACAAAAGCCUGAUGAGGAAUGUAAAGCUGAACAACUUGCUGUGAGAUUUAAAUCAGAAGACACCGCCAAACUGUUCAAGGAGAAGUUUGAAGAAUGUCAGGGAAUGCUGACGAACCAAACACCAGUGAAGCUUCAAGUAACACCCAAAACCCCAAAUGCCAAAGAAGAUCUCGUGACCAAAUUUAAACCAGCUAAGGGAUCAUGGGAAUGUAGCGACUGUAUGGUUAGCAACGAUAGUGAUAAAGUGCAGUGUUUAGCUUGUGGAAAUGUAAAACCGGGAGCAGAACCAAGUCAAGGCCAAAAGAAAGAAGCUAAAGCGUCGUUUUCAUUUGGUGGUUCUAGUCUUUCAUCCUUCUCAUUCGGCUCUGGUGGAACAAGUCAAGGCGAUUCAAAACCAGUUUUCUCUUUUGGCAGCCAGAACCAGACUUCCACCCCAAGCUCUGGAGUUGCAUUUAGUUUUGGCUCCAUGGAUCAAGGAGGAAAUUUGAACGAACAGCAGACUAACAGAAACCCUAAAGCUAGUUCCUUGAUUGAUCCAGCAGACAACAAAGGAGCUGAUGAUACUAAGGAUGAUCAAAACCAGAGUAUUCAAGAAGGGCUAGAUGUCAAAGAAAAAGCUCAAGUGGAAGAAAUUAGCACAGAAGAGGAUAGUUCUACCCUUGAAAGGUCAGUUGAGCCAGUUGCUUUAGGAAAAGUGUUAAGAUGGCAAUCAAGCACCUCUAAAAAAGUUCCGAGAUAAAUAAACUGAGUAAACAGAGAGAGGCGUAGGUGUUAAUUCAAAUGGGGUGCACAAAGUGAAUUGUUCAUGUUUUCCAAAGUUUUUAGCAUUGAUGUCCUCGCACGAGAUCUCAUUGGUGUUGGUUGUUUUUAUGUUAUGUUUUGUUUUUGAAGCACAAAGUAGCUUAUAUAAAACAUAAGGGGCUCUUUUACCCAUUACACUUCCAAAAUCGAAGGUGCAUGUAAUGAUAACUAAUCCCAAUAAAAUCGUUAAUAUAGGUACUAUCGAAAUUAUAAAUCCAAAAGUAAACACAAAUUUUUUUUUUCUGCUACAGUGACAAGGACUCGACACCUGCCAUGCAAGACACAAAAGAUACUUUGCCAAACAAGGAGCAAAAGUUCCUAUUUGGUUCUCCCAACGUAUCGUCAUCGUCAUUUCAGUCAAUCGCCAAUUCGUCUCUGAGCAACAGUCUGUUUGGGAAGAAACCAACUUCCGGUAAUUCCCUGCUUGAGUUUCCGGAAUCAGGCACCAAACUAUUCACAACCCCAGACCGUAGUGAGUCGAAAACGAAAGAGGACCACGAAGGACCACACUUUGAGCCGAUAAUCCCUCUACCUGAAAAGAUCGAUGUUAAAACAGGAGAAGAGGAUGAAGAAGUCAUGUUCUCCCACAGGGCAAAGCUAUAUCGUUUUGUGGCAGAGGACAAGCAGUGGAAAGAGCGAGGAGUUGGAGAUAUAAAGCUUUUGAAAAAUAGGCGGAGUGCAAAGAUAAGAGUUCUAAUGCGGCGGGAUCAAGUGCUAAAAAUCUGCGCCAAUCACCAGAUAACUGCUGAAAUGAAACUAAAGCCUAAUGCAGGUUCAGAGAGAUCGUGGGUAUGGAGCACGAUGGCAGAUUUUUCAGAGCAGGAAUGUAGAGCUGAACAACUUGCUGUGAGGUUUAAAUCAAAAGACAUCGCCAAGCAGUUCAAGGAGAAGUUUGAGGAAUGCCAAGAAAUGCUAAAGAACUCGACACUAAUGGAGUCAAGGGUACAACCGAAAUCCACAGAUGCCAAAGAAGAUCUAGUAGCUAAGUUUAGAUUAGCUGAGGGAUCAUGGGAAUGUAGCGCCUGUAUGGUGAACAACGACAGUAAUAAAGUGGCUUGUACAGCAUGUGGAAGUGUGAAAGCAGAACCAAGUCAAGGCCAAAAGGAAGAAACCAAACCUUUAUUUGAAUUUGGAUCUGGAGCUUCAUUCUCUGGAGGAGGCUUUACGUUUGGCUCUGGUGGAAUAAACCAAGGUGGUGAUACAAAACCAGCCUUUACUUACGGGGGUUCAAACAAAACAACGAAUCCAUGCUCGGGAUUUUCAUUCUCCUUUGGUACCUUGAAGCAAGGAGGAAUUGUCAGUGACCAGCAGUCAAAGGCUACCAAAAGCAGUUUCUCUUCUUUGUUUGAACCAAAGCCUGGUAAUAAAGCUGGUAAUUCUAAAUAUGACAACGAACGCCAAGAAAAGCCGAAGAACCAAACGUCAGUUAAAGCGAAGAAAGAAGAGACAAAAACUCAACAAGCCGAGAAAGGCAUUAUGGCGAACUUUAAAGCUGAUAAGAGUUCAUGGGAAUGUAGUGUCUGUAUGGUGCAAAAUAAUAAGGAUAAAGUAACGUGCCUAGCAUGUGGGUGUGUAAAAGCAAGAGCCAAGCCAAGUCAGGGACUAAAGAAAGAAGCCAAACCGUCCUUUUCACUUGGAUCUAGUUCGUUGACAAUUGGUGAAGGAUUUACGUUUGGUCGUGGUGGUAAAAGUCAACAAAGCAAGACAAAACCAGUUUUUAAUUCUGAUAGUUUGAACCAAACGCUUUAUCUAGGCACGGGAUUUUCAUUUAAGCCAGGAGGAGGUUUUAGUAACCAGCAGUCAAAGGACAUCAAUGGCAGUCUCUCUUCAUUAUAUAAACAAAAGCCUGGUAAAAAAGCUGAUAAUAUUCAGGAUGACCACAAUCGUCAAGAAAUGCUGAAGAACCAAUUAUUACUAAUCACGACAAAAGAUGAAAAGAAAAAUGAAGACACUGGAAAAGGAGUUAUUGCGCAGUUUAAAAAUGCUACAGGAUCGUGGGAGUGUAACAUUUGUAUGGUGAACAACGACAGUGAUAAAGUCGAAUGUGCCGCUUGUGGAAGUAUAAAGUCAGGAGCAGAAGUCAUUAAAGCACAGAAGCAAGACUCGAAAUCACUUUUUCCAAUCGGGUUUGGUACUUCGUCAUCUGGUGGAGUCUUCUCGUUCGGCUCUGGAGGAACAAGUCAAGGCGAUUCAAAACCUGUUUUCACAUUUGGCAGCCAUAACCAGACUUCCACCCCAAGCUCAGGAGUUGUAUUUGGUUUUGGCUCCUUAGAUCAAGGAGGAAAUUUGAGUGGACAGCAGACUAACACAACCCCUAAAUCACUAAUCACGGCCAAAGAUGGAACGAAUAAUGAAGACACCCGAAAGGACGCUAUAGCGAAGUUUCAACCUGCUAAAGGAUCAUGGGAGUGUGAAAUUUGUAUGGUAAACAAUGAUGGUGAUAAGUUCGCAUGUGCAGCUUGUGGAAGUGUAAAGCCAGCAGUAGGAGUUCAUAAAGAACAAAAGCAAGAUUCAAAAUCACUUUUUCCAUUUGGGUUUGGUGCUUCGUCAUCUGGAGGAGUCUUCUCAUUCGGCUCUGGUAGAACAACUCAAGGCGAAUCAAAACCUAUUUUCACAUUUGGCAGCCGGAACUCGACUUCCAGCCCAAGCUCUGAGUUUUAUUUAGUUUUGGCUCCUCAGAUCAAGGAGGAAAUUUGAGUGGGCAGCAGACUAAAACAACCCUAAGGUCACUAAUCACCACCAAAGAUGGAAAGAAAGAUGGAGAAACCCGAAAGGACGUCAUGACGAAGUUUCAACCUGCUAAAGGAUCGUGGGAGUGUGAGAUUUGUAUGGUGAACAACGACAGUAACAAAGUCGAAUGUGCAGCUUGUGGAAGUGUAAAGCCAGCAGUAGGAGCUCAUAAGGAACAAAAGCAAGAUUCAAAAUCACUUUUUCCAAUCGGGUUUGGUACUUCGUCAUCUGGGGGAGGCUUCUCAUUCGGCUCUGGUAGAGCAAGUCAAGGCGAUUCAAAACCUGUUUUCACAUUUGGCAGCCAUAACCAGACUUCCACCCCAAGCUCAGGAGUUGUAUUUGGUUUUUGCUCCUCAGAUCAAGGAGGAAAUUUGAGUGGACAGCAGACUAACACAACCCCUAAAUCACUAAUCACGGCCAAAGAUGGAACGAAUAAUGAAGACACCCGAAAGGACGCUAUAGCGAAGUUUCAACCUGCUAAAGGAUCAUGGGAGUGUGAAAUUUGUAUGGUAAACAAUGAUGGUGAUAAGUUCGCAUGUGCAGCUUGUGGAAGUGUAAAGCCAGCAGUAGGAGUUCAUAAAGAACAAAAGCAAGAUUCAAAAUCACUUUUUCCAUUUGGGUUUGGUGCUUCGUCAUCUGGAGGAGUCUUCUCAUUCGGCUCUGGUAGAACAACUCAAGGCGAAUCAAAACCUAUUUUCACAUUUGGCAGCCGGAACUCGACUUCCAGCCCAAGCUCUGGAGUUUUAUUUAGUUUUGGCUCCUCAGAUCAAGGAGGAAAUUUGAGUGGGCAGCAGACUAAAACAACCCUAAGGUCACUAAUCACCACCAAAGAUGGAAAGAAAGAUGGAGAAACCCGAAAGGACGUCAUGACGAAGUUUCAACCUGCUAAAGGAUCGUGGGAGUGUGAGAUUUGUAUGGUGAACAACGACAGUAACAAAGUCGAAUGUGCAGCUUGUGGAAGUGUAAAGCCAGCAGUAGGAGCUCAUAAGGAACAAAAGCAAGAUUCAAAAUCACUUUUUCCAAUCGGGUUUGGUACUUCGUCAUCUGGGGGAGUCUUCUCAUUCGGCUCUGGUAGAGCAAGUCAAGGCGAUUCAAAACCUGUUUUCACAUUUGGCAGCCAUAACCAGACUUCCAGCCCAAGCUCAGGAGUUGUAUUUGGUUUUUGCUCCUCAGAUCAAGGAGGAAAUUUGAGUGGACAGCAGACUAACACAACCCCUAAAUCCCUAAUCACGGCCAAAGAUGGAAAGAAUAAUGAAGACACCCGAAAGGACGCUAUGGCGAAGUUUCAACCCUCUAAAGGAUCAUGGGAGUGUGAAAUUUGUAUGGUGAACAACGACAGUAAUAAGGUCCAAUGUGCAGCUUGUGGAAGUGUAAAGCCAGCAGUAGGAGUUCAUAAAGAACAAAAGCAAGAUUCAAAAUCACUUUUUCCAUUUGGGUUUGGUGCUUCGUCAUCUGGAGGAGUCUUCUCAUUCGGCUCUGAUAGAACAACUCAAGGCAAUUCAAAACCUGUUUUCACAUUUGGCAGCCUGAACCAGACUUCCAGCCCAAGCUCAGGAGUUGUAUUUAGUUUUGGCUCCCUAGAUCAAGGAGGAAAUUUGAGUGGACAGUAGACUAACACAACCCCUUAAUCACUAAUCACGGCAAAAGAUGGAAAGAAUAAUGAAGACACCCGAAAGGACGCUAUGGCGAAGUUUCAACCCUCUAAAGGAUCAUGGGAGUGUGAAAUUUGUAUGGUGAACAACGACAGUAAUAAGGUCCAAUGUGCAGCUUGUGGAAGUGUAAAGCCAGCAGUAGGAGUUCAUAAAGAACAAAAGCAAGAUUCAAAAUCACUUUUUCCAUUUGGGUUUGGUGCUUCGUCAUCUGGAGGAGUCUUCUCAUUCGGCUCUGAUAGAACAACUCAAGGGAAUUCGAAACCUGUUUUCACAUUUGGCAGCCUGAACCAGACUUCCAGCCCAAGCUCUGGAGUUGCAUUUGGUUUUGGCUCCUUAGAUCAAGGAGGAAAUCUGAGUGGACAGUAG